Molecule: messenger RNA, 3338 nt
Organism: Amoebophrya sp. A120
Lineage: Eukaryota; Dinophyceae; Syndiniales; Amoebophryaceae
Source: the annotation of a GenBank genome assembly
AGGCGGAUUUUUAUCAGCACGAGAAAAAUUCGAAUUCCCCUAUUGUUGUAUAUUUGUAGUACCAGCUGUCAGCACCUUUUGUUUUUGCUAUUUUGAUUUUUUGAUUCGACGGCGUAAAUACGAUAGAAGUUUUGUGCACCGCCUCUGAAGAUCGUUCUUGAUCUGUUGAAACGAAAUUAUGCCGCCUUUUCAUCAAGGAGCGUUGGGGGUCGCUUUGUUGGUUGCUAGAGCUGGAGCGACGACGAUUUCUUUUGCCGCUCUCGACGCUAACCACUAUUUGCAAAAGAUCAAAAUGGCAUGGCACUAUUGGGGAAAAGUACAGCUAGUAGAACCUUGCAAAGGAUUCCAAGCCCACAUCUCCGACGAGUUGCACAGGUUGUCGGACCCUAAAGCUGGUUCGGCCACGAAAGGCAAAGAAAACGAAAAGACACGCAACAUCGUCAAUCUGGUUGGACAGGUUAUCAGCCAACUCGAAAGUCGCACCGAACGUUAUAGUUCACCCGGUCUCGCACUCGCACCACAAUUUGCCACUGAUAUUUUCGCGGAGCAGGCAAUUUGUUACGAGCGUUUGCAAGCGCUGGGUCCCCACUUUCAGAAAGUGCUGUCCACUGCCACUGGAAAGUCUCGGAAAACAUUCGAAGGUCUCCCGGCAGAAUGGACAUCGGAAGAACUCAAGAAAAAGGCAUCUGAGGAAGAACUCAGGAAAGAGGCAUCUAAGAUGCGGGGGCUGUGGGAAUCCGCCGUGCUCCGUGAGGCUGAACAGAUUUCGGAGAAAUAUUCCCCCGACAAAGUGCAGAGCAUCCUCCGAAGAUGGCACGCGCAAUACGCUGAGCUACUGGCCGUCCUGCCCCCGAAGAGCGCCGAAAGCUUCAACAAUUUUUUUGGGACACGCUCGUGAAGCAGCACCUCUUUGGUGCCAAGCUCGACAACGAAGUGAAGAAGAAGCAUUUUGACAUGAUUCUUGACUCCUGGAAGGUGGCGGCGCGUGCGACGAUUUCGUCAUACGCUUUGCCGGAGACGUGGGGCGACGACCAAAAACGCACGCGAGAUCUUCUAGUACACUUGGAGAAGGAGGCGCUGCCUGAGAAGAUCACGACGGGCAAGUUGGUGGAGAUAAGAGUGGAGGGGCUGUGUGAGGACGCCUCGAAAUCAGAAUGGAUUAAGCGAAACCCGGUUCGCGCGUUUACUUUUGCGACAGUGAUAUUGAAAGAAGACCUAGUGAACCAUGCAACGACACUCGUCGGAGAACAACCACCAGAAGGAGACGAACUACAGAAAUGGAAAGACAAACUACAGGAAUGGCAAACCAAGCUCGUCGACAAAUUUUCGCGUCAGGAAAAACAAAUGACAAGCGGGUUCAGGAUCGACAGCGAAGAAGGAAAGUCGUUGAGCAAGUGGGUUCGUCAGAGGUGGCACGCCCUAGUAGUGGAUGUUUUGUCGAAGGCGGCUGAGCAUCGCAGAGCGGAAGUAAGCAGUUGGUCUAGUUUAAUGCGCUGGAUGAUCGGAGCAAUAGAUGUAACUGACGAGGGGGAGCGGGACAAGCUGCUGUUCUUAAUUCCGCGUGGAUGGUUUGGUCCGAGCGGGCAGGAUGGGGAGCCGCAGGUGGAAACAAAAGAGCUGGUCCUAGAGCUUUGGGCAGCUACAGGUAAAGCAGCCGAAGAACUGCCUGGCGCACUGCGAAGAGCCGCAGAGAAUCUUCGCCAGCAUAUCGAUGAGUUAGUUGAUCCGGCCCCGGACCCGCAGAAAAAGUUCGUUUCGUUGACGCAGGAGUGGAAAGAGAACGCGAUCAAGAACUUGGACUUUCUGGAGGGGACCGACUUGGUGGUCUGGUCGGCCUCCCUUUGGCACGAGGAGCUCAGUGCAAAGAGAGAAGAGCUGCUCGGGGAGUUUCAGAAAGAAAGGAUGCAGCGUGCUGGCGAGAGGGGGUCUGCGGACGCACUGGUCGAGUUCUUGGACGGGUGUUGGGCCGAUUUGGUCGUCGACGUUUUGGUGGAGGUGGCGGGGCGGCGUCACUCGAAUCCGGUCGCUAAAGUGUCGAAGAGCGAUGCCGAUUUCAACAUGGAUGGGGUGGCGGAGCUGCUCACGCUGAUUCCGUCUGAGUGGUUGUCGAAGCCGUGCGACGGCCUCCAAUGCGACCAGGACAAAAUCUUGGGGCUUGUCCAAGCGAUUUGGACGGGUGCGGCCACUGCAACAUCUCCGGACGAGGAGGUGCGGCGCAUGGCAGUUGAUGUAGAGGAGCUCCGACAGCGGUUUCGUACGCACAUUCACUGCCCCGCAAAAACGCAAGGAGGAGAACCUCGGGGAACCGGCUUUCUAGAUAGUGAGGGGGUUUGGGAAGGGUCGGGCUCAUCGGAACGUCAAGAAGGAGCCGAGGAUGGGGGUGCAGAUGACGAAAAGCGCAACCUUCAGAAACUUAUUACGGACACAUGGGGACGAGAAGUUAUCACAAGGGAUUUCAACGAGUGGUGGAAGAGCGAAAGCGAUGGCAAUCGCAAUCCCACAUUAGAUGGCUUCGGCAGGUGGUACUGGGAAAAAAAGCAGCAGAAGGCGCGGUCUUUUGGAGGAGCGUCUCCGGCGGGACCUGGACCCGCGGGGGAAUCGGGUGGAACACCAUCAGCAGACGAACAAGCGGCGCGCGAACAAGUUGAGAGAGAAUGGGCAUUUUGGGAGAGGCAGGUCAAGGAAACCGGUAUCUUCGUUGCAAGUGCGUCCGGAUUUCUCGACAAGAUGAAGCGCCAGGGGUCGGCCCCCGAGGCUUUUGGCAAGUGGUGGCUCGGUGAAAGAGCCCGGCUGCAAAGAGAACAGGACCGCAAAAUGUGGGAAGACAGGCAGCGGGAUGAGUCGCAAGCUGGGGGGCAGAAUGAACCAGGAAAAAAAUCUGCUUCUGGUCGUCGCCGACGACCUCGACCCCAAACAGAGCAGGAAAAGAAGGAGUGGGCACAGUGUAAGAGUCUGCUCAAGCUCGAUGAACCAACGGUGAAUAAAUACAAGUUGGGGGGUUUUACAACUGUGAUCAGGCAGUUCGAGACUGAUGGGACAAUCACUUCUUACGCAGAGAUGCGGAAGGCCUACACAGCUGGAGUGUUGAAACUCCAUCCCGAUAAAGUUGAAGCCGGAGAUGAAGCAAGAGCAACGACGCAUUUUCAGCAGUUUCAGGCCUGCUACGAAUUUCUGAACCGAGAGCUCGCGUUUCUUCAACAGUGAAUAUACUGAACUAUGUCCCGGUCCAGUUCCCGAGCCCUGAUAAUCUACCAACGCAAAACACUUCCUUGUGAAGGCAGCCUCGAAUGUAAACGAACAUAACACUCCUCCCUUUCGUCAGCGACAACAGAAAGCAC